Molecule: messenger RNA, 933 nt
Organism: Fukomys damarensis (Damara mole-rat)
Lineage: Eukaryota; Metazoa; Chordata; Mammalia; Rodentia; Bathyergidae
Product: olfactory receptor 8K3
Exons: 2
Biological process (GO): G protein-coupled receptor signaling pathway; sensory perception of smell
Cellular component (GO): membrane
Molecular function (GO): G protein-coupled receptor activity; olfactory receptor activity; odorant binding
Source: RefSeq, a predicted model, not a curated record
AUGAAAAGUCAGAACCUCACUGCAGUGACUGAGUUCAUCCUGCUGGGAGUCACAGAUCGCCCUGAACUGCAGGCUCCACUCUUCCUCCUGUUCCUCGUCAUCUACCUGACCUCACUGCUGGGCAACCUUGGCAUGAUCAUCCUCACCCAGGUGGACCCCAGGCUGCAGACUCCCAUGUACUUUUUCCUCAGACACCUGGCUCUCACGGAUCUUGGCUAUUCCACAGCUGUGGGACCAAAGAUGUUGGAAAAUUUUGUAACAGAUCAAAACACAAUCUCCUCUUAUGGUUGUGCUACACAGCUCUUUUUCUUAGGUACGCUUGUGGGUAGUGAGCUUUUUAUUCUGUCAGUGAUGUCCUACGACCGCUAUGUGGCCAUCUGUCACACUCUCCUCUACACAGCCAUCAUGUCACCGAGGGUGUGUUGGGUACUCGUGGUGAUUCCCUAUCUCUACUGCACAUUCGUGUCUCUUCUGGUCACCACGAAGAUUUUCACUUUAUCCUUCUGUGGUUACAAUGUGAUCAGUCAUUUCUACUGUGACAGUCUCCCCUUGAUAUCAUUACUUUGCUCAGAUACUUCUGACUUAGAGGUGGUCCUUCUGCUUGCAUCCUCCUUUGACUUGAUCUUCUCUCUUCUGGUCAUCCUUGUGUCCUACCUGCUCAUCUUUGUGAUCAUUCUCAGGAUGAAGUCUGCAGAGGGCAGGCGCAAGGCCUUCUCCACCUGUGGGUCCCACCUGACCGUGGUCACCGUGUUCUAUGGGACAUUGCUGUUUAUGUACGUGCAGCCCAAGUCCAGCCACUCCACUGCCAGUGACAAAGUGGCUUCCAUAUCGUACACUCUGGUUAUUCCAAUGUUGAAUCCAUUGAUCUACAGCUUGAGGAACAACGAUGUCAAAUAUGUUGUUCAAAGGACUGUCAUGCAAAGAUACAAGAUC